UUGUCAUGUAUGAUGUUUGAUAACUUUUCGUUGUUAAGAACGGAGCCUUAUUAUUUUUGCCCUGUUAAGGAGAGAUGAUUGUUACCGAUACAACAAAUUUGUAACUGUCAUCGUUUUUACACAUCAUUCUUCAAUGUCUAGAAAUUCAUCAUGGGCUCAACAAACAAAAGAAAACUCCGACUCAGAUACAGAUGCUGGCAGAAAAUUUUUCUGUCAGUUAUUGGACUUCCACUUGCAGUUACAUUGUUCCUGAGUCUUGUAGCCUUCCUCAGAGCUGUUUUCAUACAACCUCAACAAUAUGUGGACAUAUUAGAGCUCCUGAAAGACCAGGCUUCAGAUGCUAUUGACAGGAGUAGCAUGAAGCUUAGGUCUGAACGUCUUGCUGGAGCACUGAGGAUUCCUACUGUGUCAUAUGCAAUUGAUAAACAAGAGAAACAGGCUAUACUCCAGUACCAUGAGUUUAUUAAGACAAAUUUUCCAUUGAUCCAUAGCUCACCACACAUUAAGAGAGAAGUUAUCAACGAGUACAGUUUGUUGUACACUGUGGAAGGCACAAGUAAAGGAAAGCUACCAUAUUUGUUGGCUUCUCAUUUGGAUGUUGUUCCAGCUGAUCCUAGAGCAUGGGAUGUUCCUCCAUUUAGUGGAAAAAUUGUUAACCAAACUUUUGUUUAUGGUAGAGGAGCCAUCGAUGACAAAACAGGUGUAAUGGGAAUUCUGGAAGCUUUGGAGUAUAUGCUUGAAAAGGGACAAAGGACUCGGAGAACCUUUUACAUUGCCUUUGGUCAUGAUGAGGAAAUAUCUGGAAGGCGAGGGGCACAGGAAAUAGCAAAGAUACUCACAGCACGUGGUGUCACUCGAUUAGAUUUUGUAUUGGAUGAAGGCUAUCCACUUACAAAAGGGCUGAUACCAGGCACAGAUAGGCAUGUAGCAAUCAUUGGAGUCUCAGAAAAAGGCUCUGCCACUGUUGAACUCAGUGUAAGGGGAAGUCCAGGGCACUCCAGCUUUCCACCAGCAGAAUCAGCUAUUGGAAUUCUAGCAGCAGCUGUUGCACGUCUAGAAAAAAACCCUCAGCCAGCUCUACUUGGCCAAGGCCCUGAAGCAGCCACAUUCCAGUACCUAGCACCACAUGUUUCGUUUGGUUAUAAAAUUCUGUAUAGUAAUUUAUGGCUCUUUUCGGGACUAAUGGCUCGAGAAUUAGCACUUAAACCUAUUGCAAAUGCAAUUGUUCGCACAACAACAGCCAUCACUGUAUUUCAUGGUGGAAUAAAGGAAAAUGUUGUUCCACCAUCAGCAACAGCUGUCAUCAAUCAUCGAGUACAUCCAGCUCAAAGAGUGGCUGAUGUAAUUUCUUAUGACCGUGAGAUAAUUGAUGAUCCUCGUGUACACAUUCGAGUCAAAACUUCAAGAGAAGCUCAUCCUGUCUCUCCAUUUGACCGUGAUUGCAUUCCCUUUCAGAUGGUAGCUACAAGUAUAAAACAAGUUUUUCACGAUUCCAUUGUUGUACCAGGUGCUUUCAUUGCUAAUACAGAUACUCGCUGGUACCUGGAUCUUACAUCAAAUCUCUACAGAUUUCUACCAACAAUUGUAACACCAGCGGAUAUUACUCGGUACCAUGGAAAUAAUGAACGGAUUUCCAUAGACAGUUACCAUCAAGCAAUUAAUUUUUAUUACAGAAUAAUUAAGAAUGCAGAUCUACUUAUAAAUGUAGUUCCAGCAUCAGUCAUCAGCAAUGAAGAGAAAGAGUUAUAAGUUUACAGAUAAAUGUCAUGUCACAGCACAUUUUGUAGUGUUCAUUUUUCUUAGCAUGAAAGUUGUGGACUACAAUUAUAGGAUUUACUUAUAUUGAUCUCAUAUCAAAAGUGUCUAUUAUUUUGCUGUUUAACUUCCUUAGACAGAACUCUAUUAGACAAAUAUAUGUGACCAGUAGAAAUCAGUCAAAUCUGGAUAUAUUAGACAUGUAAAAUAUGUCAUCUGUCCAUCCAGUAAUGUUUCAGCAAUAGUUAUUCCACUUUACAAGACUUUGACAGACUCUCCUUGUAACAAAUAAUGUCAUGAUGCUGAGCAAAAACAAUUUCUGUUCAGAACCCUUGAAACUAUUACCCCAUAAUAUAUACAUUCGUAGCACACAACAAAUAAAAGGGCAAUAUGUAUUUCUCAUCUGCAACAGCUGCAGGGCCUUAAAGCAUCCAAGAAUUUACAAUAAUUGCUAAGAUGACUGUAGUAAUAGACUGCUGUACACUAUUUAUCUUGACACAAAGAUGGAAAGCACAUAUCUGCAAGUUUUAAAUUUUAAGACAAACUAUAAAAAUGUUAGACCAUUUAGUGUUUAAUUCUGGGAUUUGGUGUGAUAUUUCUUACUUGGCUGUGUUGUUGCUUAAUAUAAGCUAUAAUGGAAAGGUGCAAUCCAUUUACAUCAAGACAUAGAAAACUAUUUUAGAUUUUCUUCUUCUUUCAUUUGGCUUUUUGCUAACAGUAAGGAGGUUCUUAUGUAGACUAAACUCUCUUUAAAAUGCUUUACAUAUGAAGUGGAACUGGCUAUAAUUAUUUCAUACAUGUUACUAAGUGUAUUAGUAAUGUUGCAUGCAGCGAUUUUUAAAUCUAUAGUGAAUAUUUGUUUCAUUGACUAUUUUCAUGACAUAAAUACACAGUGAAUUUCCUGUUUAUUCAUCUUUAUAUUGAAUCAGACAUGUAUUGUGCACUCACUCAAUAUACAGUUGGUACUGGAUGCAAGACUGUUGUAUAUCAAGUCCAGCAUCUCCUAUAUUAUGUUACUCGAUGCAUUAUUCAGAAAGCACUUUCACAUGCAGGGCACAAACAACGUCUGUUACUACUUGCCUUAUAUUAGUGGUGGGGAGGUCUGCAGUUCAUUUAUUUUCAUUACUUAUCUUUAUAUUUUAUCAAUGCUUUUUACUUCAGACUUUACACUGAAGUACUUUAAAAAUGGGACACUGUACAUAUUACUUAUUAAGUUAAAACCCAUACCUGAGAAUUCAUUUUGAAUUCACUAAAUUUGCAGUAUAAUAAAAUUAUUGGUAAAUCCUAUCAGAAUAGCUUUGAAAUGGAACCAUGGCAUUUUGGUGCUCUUUUGAAGACACAAGUUGAAAAAGAAUAAUUAUAGAAGGCACUUAAAUUUGUUCUGAGGUUGUUUUAGUUCAUCCAUUCUCUCCCUUUAGUUAUAGACCAUUUUAAGCAUCACCAUAACAUUUCAGUUGCAUAAACAAAGAUGCAGACUUAUUUUUAAUAAGAUUUGUUGUGCUGUAGCAGUUAUCAAACAAAUUUAAUAGGAAAAUGUAUAAAGACAUACAAGGAAACUAUUUUUAUAUACUUCCAUCCAUGACUGUUAAUGUUUUAGAGUAAUUUCUCAUAUUAUAUCUGUGCUAUGUGCAAUGACACCAAUUUCACUCCUUCUCACACUUUAUAUUCAGUGCUCAAUGACACUAUGUGUGACAAUCUUUUCUUAUAUUUCAUUGGUCACCUGUUUCUAAUUACCACACUGUUGAUGGGACAUUAAACUCUUAUCUUCCUUUCUUUCAUUUCCACUGGUCAACUGGUUCUUGUACCAUGACUUGACUGUACAUUUAACUAUGGCUUUCCCUCAUUUUAUGCCAGCUUAUAUAGUUUCAUGCUCCAGUGCUGCUUUCUACCUCAGGCACAAUUACAUUUAAGGAAGCUAUUUUCACUGCUUUCUAUUUUCACUCCUUCCUGUUUUUAGUGGUUCACAAGUUUGCUUCAGGAUCUCUGAACUAUUGCCAAAAAUAUCAUAACAAGGGAGGGAGGGGGUGGGGGGUGGGGGGAGGAGGUAUCUUUUGCUACAAACUGAAUGUGUGUUACAGAGAUUUGGUUCUCAGUUUGACCCAUUUAUGUAGCAACUGCCUGAAGCAUAACUGGGAGUGUUCGAUAUUUUCUCUAACAUAAUGUACAGAACUUUCUAAAAUCUUUUUCUUAGCUUUUUUAGCUGUAGGUCAGCCUAAUUAUUGCAGAAUAUAUUGUAUGAAAUAGGUAUUGCCUAUACAUGGACCUUUAUUGGUGCUAUAGUCAAAGCAAUAUUAAGGGUGCUAAUAACCAUGACACUGAGUGCUCUAAACCUAAGACCAACCAACUAAAGCGGCAUCCAUCAGCGCAUCCUGCAUCUUUCAUGUUUAUUUCAUGUUUAAUAUAGCUGUGGUCAAUUUAUGGAAACGGGGAGUAAAUCAGUUGCAACCAAAAUCUGCUUCUUCUUUUGCAAAUAAUGUAGUCAUAGUGCUACUAUCCAAAAUCAGAUGUAUCUUUUGAGCUCCUUGUGGCAUUAAAACAUUGACAGACAGGUACCUGAGGAUCAGAGGAAGUGGGCACAUUUCAGAAGUAUGACUCUUUUACCUAUUUGGGGAUAGUUUCUUGUAAUACAUGUUAACUAUAACGCUUUUUAAGUGACUCCGUGCACAUUAGAAUUAAACUUUAUUUAUACACAUUUAUUUCUAAUCAUCAUUUCUUUACCAUGAAAUAGUAUCAAUACCCAAAAUAUAUUGUGCAUGAACAUUUUUCCAUUUUGUGCUCUUUUAAUACAAAGAUUUUUUGAACAUCUAUUUCACAUCAUUAUGAGGAGGAAAUUGAGCAUAAAGCUUAUUCAUAGCACAAUGUGCCAACAUUCUGAAUAAUACCUCUAAGAGAAUUCAGUGUCUUUAUCAUACGAGCCAAAUAAAUUUAGCCAUUUCCUAUCAGCUGUUCAAAAAUCAUUUCACACAUAUCUAAGAAUUUCUUUUACCUACUGAAAGAGCUAGCUUGAAAUGUGUUGACCCAACAUUGGCAAAAUAUGAUUUUAACUCUCAAAGUUGUUUUGUGUAUUUUGCCCAUUUAACAAAGACAGUUCUGUCUGAGCCACCCUUGUGACACCAUUAAUGUUUAGUAGUUAGGUAGCAUACUUGUGUUUUACAAUAUUUAUGAAUUGCCCUUCUUAUGGCUGAGUACAUAAUUUGUGAUAAUGAUGUGAACAAAUGUUAUGGUUGUGGUGUGCUUUAUUCAGUACAUGACUUUUGUUUAAACUGUCAAAUUUAUUUUAGACCUAUCAUCAUCCAGCAAUGGAUGUAUGUGUAUAUUUUUUAAUCUGUAAGAUGCAUGUGCAAUGCAUGCAUCCUAUUGGUAUCUGCUUUAUUUGUAUCAAUUUUAAAAUAGUCAGUCUAAAAAAGUAUUUGUAUUUCUUCAGCAAAGUUAAUGUUGUUAAUGUGAUGUUAACAGCAUGGAAUAGCUGUGAUAAAAUAAAAUAGCUAUAAUUUUUCAUGAAUCAGCAAAAAUGUUGAUAAAUUGCCUUAUUUAUUUUUAUGGAUGUUAUGUGUAGCAAUGUGAUUGUGUGUGCAAAUUAAAUAUAUCUGUAUAUACAAAACAAGAUUUCUCAGUAUUUUGUUAUUGUCAGCACUUAAUAAGCAAACAUUUUUAAUCUUUUCAUUAAAUUUGUACGUGAAUACUCAAAGAACAUUUUGGCUCUAUCCUUUCUUCUGUAUAUCAAUGAUAUUUCAAAGUGAAUUCUGAGGUUCCAUUGUUUUUGGAUAAUGUGAUAUUAUACACAAGCUACAUUUGUUAUGUUCUGCCUGACACAAAAUAAAUACAUGAAAAACUUCA
Schistocerca nitens (vagrant locust) is the source of this 5592-nucleotide messenger RNA. Its product is annotated as N-fatty-acyl-amino acid synthase/hydrolase PM20D1-like. The coding region runs from base 151 to 1749 and encodes 532 amino acids. Gene Ontology annotation, molecular function: hydrolase activity, acting on carbon-nitrogen (but not peptide) bonds, in linear amides; metallocarboxypeptidase activity. The transcript is spliced from 9 exons. NCBI's taxonomy places the organism in Eukaryota, Metazoa, Arthropoda, Insecta, Orthoptera, Acrididae. Gene Ontology annotation, biological process: amino acid metabolic process. The record is from RefSeq and is a predicted model, not a curated record.